Trichechus manatus latirostris (Florida manatee) is the source of this 1326-nucleotide messenger RNA. RefSeq names its product hyaluronan and proteoglycan link protein 4 (gene HAPLN4). The record is from RefSeq and is a predicted model, not a curated record. Gene Ontology annotation, molecular function: hyaluronic acid binding. Gene Ontology annotation, biological process: central nervous system development; skeletal system development; cell adhesion. The annotation marks the transcript as partial. NCBI's taxonomy places the organism in Eukaryota, Metazoa, Chordata, Mammalia, Sirenia, Trichechidae. The transcript is spliced from 7 exons. Gene Ontology annotation, cellular component: perineuronal net; synapse.
AUGGGCAGACACCGGGAUUGCGCUGCCUGCAGGGAUCUGCUCAGUCUUUCCCAGGCGUGCGGGGAGCGCACUUCGGGCCCGCGGGAGGCCUGGACAGGGGUGUGCGGGAAGGAUGUCUUCUGGCGCAUGGAUAACCUUGCCGCCGCCGCGGCUCCAGCUCCUCCCCCCACAGCCCUGGGCCAGGGCCGGAGAGAGAGGGGAACGGGGCUCCGAGUGUCUUUGGUGUGUGCCCGGGCGGCCCUAUGGCCCGGCAUGCUCCGGGCGGCGGCCUGGGGGCUUCUGCUGCUCACAGCACCCACGGAGGCGCAACGCGGCCGGAAGAAGGUCGUGCACGCGCUCGAGGGCGAGUCGGGCUCCGUGGUGGUGCAGACGGCGCCCGGGCAGGUGGUCAGCCACCGGGGCGGCACCAUUGUCCUGCCCUGCCGCUAUCACUACGAGGCAGCCGCCCAUGGCCACGACGACGUUCGCCUGAAGUGGACCAAGGUGGUGGACCCGCUGGCCUUCGCCGACGUCUUUGUAGCGCUGGGCCCCCAGCACCGGGCGUUUGGCAGCUACCGCGGGCGGGCUGAGCUGCAGGGCGACGGGCCCGGGGACGCCUCGCUGGUUCUCCGAAACGUCACGCUGCAGGACUAUGGCCGCUAUGAGUGCGAGGUCACCAACGAGCUGGAGGAUGACACGGGCAUGGUCAAGCUUGACCUGGAAGGCGUAGUCUUCCCCUAUCACCCCCGUGGGGGCCGCUACAAGCUGACUUUCGCGGAGGCGCAGCGCGCGUGCGCCGAGCAGGACGGCAUUCUGGCCUCCGCCGAGCAGCUGCACGCGGCCUGGCGCGACGGUCUGGACUGGUGCAACGCGGGCUGGCUCCGUGACGGCUCCGUGCAGUACCCAGUGAGUCAGCCCCGAGAGCCCUGCGGCGGGGCCGUGAGUCCCGGUGGUGGCGGCGGCAGCACCUCCGGGGGCGUGCGCAACUACGGCUACCGUCAUAACGCGGAGGAGCGCUACGACGCCUUCUGCUUCACUUCCAACCUCCCAGGGCGCGUGUUCUUCCUGAAGCCCCUGCGGCCUGUGCCCUUCGCGGGGGCGGCGCGCGCGUGCGCGGCGCGCGGCGCGACCGUGGCCAAGGUGGGGCAACUGUUCGCCGCGUGGAAGCUGCAGCUCCUGGACCGCUGCACUGCAGGCUGGCUGGCCGACGGGAGCGCGCGCUACCCCAUCGUGAACCCGCGCGCGCGCUGCGGUGGCCGCCGACCUGGUGUGCGCAGCCUGGGCUUCCCUGACGCUGCACGCCGCCUCUUUGGCGUCUACUGCUACCGUGCGCCCGGCGCGCCCGAC